CAUUUUAAUGAAGAAACCUCAGAGCUGCUAACAAUUCACACCAGCAGAGGGGCAGAAGACCUUUGAGGCAAGCCAUGUGGUCGUCAUGGAAACUGCUGCUGUUUCUGUCACUCACUAGCUGUCUUACAGAAGACUCCAAAGGUAUUCCAGGAAUCCCUACAACCUACGCUGCUAUCUUACGACUGAAAUCUUUAAGUUCGUCGUAUUCCUCGAGAAGUAGGCAACGAUCAAGCAGCCCUUCCUUUGGAAGUAUUUCAUCACCAAGUUGGCAUGCAGCAGCCACAGCCCAACAAUACCACACACCGACAAACCUCUAUCAAGUCUCUGAGGCCUUCAGACAUGAUGACAGCAUUGAUUAUGGGCCGGUGUUUAUACAAGAACCUGAUAAUGUGAUUUUCCCUGUGGACUCAGAUGAGAAGAAAGUAUCCCUCAACUGCCAAGCACGAGGAAACCCUGCUCCAACCUACAGAUGGUUUCGGAAUGGAACAGAGAUAGACGUUGAAAGUGAUUACCGCUACAGCAUGGUAGAAGGAAACAUCAUCAUCAAUAAUCCCAGUGAAACAAAGGAUGCUGGGCAGUACCAGUGCUUUACCACCAAUAUUUUUGGCAGCAUUUUGAGCCGAGAAGCUACACUUCAGUUUGCAUAUCUGGGGAAUUUCAGCGGCCGGACGAGAACCACCGUGUCGGUGCGGGAAGGUCAAGGUGUCGUUCUGAUGUGUGCUCCUCCACUUCAUUCACCAGAGAUCAUCUACAGUUGGGUAUUUAAUGAGUUCCCCUCCUUUGUGGCAGAAGACAGCCGGCGCUUCAUUUCUCAAGAAACAGGCAAUCUCUACAUUUCAAAGGUACAGCCAUCUGAUGUUGGGAGCUACAUAUGCCUGGUGAAGAACACAGUGACCAAUGCCCGGGUCCUCAGCCCUCCUACGCCACUGACGCUGAGAACUGAUGGUGUGAUGGGGGAGUAUGAGCCGAAAAUUGAAGUCCAUUUCCCAUACACUGUUACAGCUGCCAAGGGAUCUACUGUUAAGAUGGAGUGCUUUGCGCUGGGCAACCCUGUUCCAACCAUCUCGUGGAGGAAAGUUAAUGGCCCCAAUCCGAGCAAAGCCCGCCUGCGGAAGUCCCAAGCCGUGCUUGAGAUCCCAAACGUGCAGCUAGAAGAUGCGGGGACGUAUGAAUGCAAGGCUGAAAACUCCCGGGGAAGGAAUGUCUUCCGAGGACAGCUGCAAAUAUACACAUACCCACAUUGGUCAGAGAAGCUGAAUGAUACGCAGUUAGACAGUGGGGAUCAGCUUCGAUGGGAAUGUAAAGCAACCGGGAAACCUAGGCCUACCUAUCGUUGGCUUAAAAAUGGAGGACCUCUCUGGCCAGGGAGCAGGAUUGAGAUGGUUAAUGGUGUACUGAUGAUCCACAGUGUCAAUCAAUCUGAUGCUGGAAUGUACCAGUGUGUAGCGGAAAACAAGCAUGGAGCCAUUUAUACCAGUGCUGAGUUGAGGAUUUUGGCGUCUGCUCCAACUUUCCCCCCAAGUCAGCUGAAGAAAAUAAUCAUUGUGACUAAGGGCCAGGAAGUUGCUGUCGAGUGCAAGCCGCAAGGUUCUCCCAAACCUACCAUCACGUGGAAGAAAGGAGACAAAGCAUUGCGAGAAAAUAAAAGGAUAACUGUUCUUCCAGAUGGGAACCUGAGAAUCCUGAAUGCCACCAAAUCUGAUGAAGGAAGAUACGUCUGCCGAGGAGAAAAUGUAUUUGGUUCCGCAGACAUAACAGCUUCUGUAUUUGUUAAAGAGCCUACCAGGAUAGAACUGUCUCCUAAGCGGACAGAGCUAACUGUGGGUGAAAGCAUUGUCCUCAGCUGCAAGGCCAUUCAUGACCCCACCUUAGACGUCAUAUUCCGCUGGACUCUGAAUGGGCAGCCCAUUGAUUUUGAGAGAGAAGGAGGACAUUUUGAAAGUAUCAGGGCGCAAGUAUCCUCUGCAGAUUUAAUGAUCAGGAACAUUCUUCUGAUGCAUGCUGGGAGAUACGGCUGCAAGAUACAGACCACAGCAGACACUGUAUCAGAUGAGGCAGAACUUCUUGUUAGGGGUCCACCUGGACCCCCAGGAGUUGUGAUUGUUGAGGAGAUCACAGAGACCACAGCCACACUUUCCUGGACUCCUGGAGCAGACAAUCACAGCCCUAUCACUUCCUACAACCUCCAAGCCCGAAGUCCAUUUUCACUUGGCUGGCAGACUGUGAAAACUGUUCCAGAAAACAUCAGUGGUGACAUGGAGUCUGCCAUGGCUGUCGAACUCAACCCGUGGGUGGAAUAUGAAUUUAGAGUGGUCGCAACGAACAAAAUUGGGACUGGAGAUCCAAGUGCACCAUCUAGAGUGAUCCGAACCAAGGAAGCAGUUCCAAAGACAGCUCCUGCUAAUGUAAGUGGCAGAAGCGGAAGACGGCAUGAAUUAGUAAUAGCAUGGGAGCCAGUCUCCGAAGAGUUUCAGAAUGGAGAAGGCUUUGGUUACAUCGUAGCUUUCAGGCCCAAUGGAACAAGAGGCUGGAAAGAAAAAAUGGUCACAUCUUCAGACGCCUCCAAGUUCAUCUAUAGAGAUGAAAGUGUGCCUCUCUUGACUCCAUUUGAAGUGAAAGUUGGUGCUUAUAACAACAAAGGAGAUGGCCCAUUCAGCCCAAUUGUCAUUAUCUGUUCUGCCGAGGGAGAACCCAGCACAGCUCCAACUGAUAUCAAGGCUGCAGGACUGUCUGUAUCAGAGAUUCUUGUGUCGUGGAGACAUAGUAAAGAAAGUCUGGGAAGACCGCAGGGAUUUGAGGUUGGUUACUGGAAAGAUAUAGAACAAGAGGAAGCUGCCGAGAAAGCCAGGACAGAAGGAAAUGAAUCAUCCAUCGUUCUGACGGGGCUAGAGGGCAACACCUUAUACCACCUGAGAGUGAAAGCCUACAACUCCGCGGGGUAUGGACCACCUAGCAAUAUCGUCCGUGCCUCCACCAAGAAAUCUCCUCCUAGUCAAGCACCAGGCAAUAUUAUGUGGAUGCAAGAUGGCGCCCAUGUGUCCCUUGGAUGGGAACCUGUUAGACCUUUAGAAAACGAAUCAGACGUCAUGGGAUACAAGGUCUUGUUUCGACAAGAAGGUCACAGCAACAGUCAAGUCAUAGAAACACAGAAAACAUCUGCAAUGCUACUUCUUCCUGAUGCUGUUGGUGUCUAUAUCAUUGAGGUCCGUGCCGUGAGUGAAGGAGGGGAUGGAACACCCAGCUCCCAAAUUAGAGUAACCUCUUUUUCAGGUGGAAAAGUCACAAAUUCUCAGUCUGGCCUGCGGGCUUUCUCCACUUCCUCGUCGACUGUAACAUUCCUCUUGGUACUGAUGGUCCCUUCAACCUCCUGGUGAAGACGACAGGCGGGUGGGCAGGCCUUUCCUCAUUCACCUCUUCAAUUGGGCUCACCUGAUUACACCGAGGGAUGGAACUCUGUGUCCACAAAGGGUGGAAAAGGCAAAGAGCGAAGGGUCUGGAAUGUUUGGGAAUAGCACACAGCGCACCAGGAAGAGUGUUGUGGGAGGGAACUCAUGCUAAACUAAUUCAUCAGGUUUCUUCUCUUCAAUUUUUGCAAAUAUCCUUUAUGGAGAAGAGGAUGUUUAUUGCCCAGCAGAGAAUAUGCAGAUUAUACAAAAUGAACUUUUGUAAACAAAUGAAAAUUCUGUCAAAUUUAACUUUUACUUUUCUAAUCUGUUUAUAUAUUAGCUGACAUCAGUCUUGUAUCAUUAGUAGUUUCGGCCGUGACGUCUAGUACAGUACAUCUAUUUCAUUUGAGUUGUUACGGAUUAUUUUUAAAAAGAACACAAGUUGAUUAAUAUUUGCAAUCUGUUGGGUCCCCCCUAUGUCCCAACCUCCUCCCUCUUUUCAUAAAGGCUGGCUUGCUUUCUUUUGCCUUAGUUGACAAGGAAUGAAGACAAAAUAUACAUUACGUGGUCCCUUGCAAAAUUGCUCUAGCACCUUCUCUCUUUUUUUUAUGAAUAAUGCCAAGUCAAGGUGGUCAAGUAUGAUCAUUUUCUAUUUUUUUUCUUUCCUGUUUGUAUUCCCUGGGUGUAUAAGUAGCUCUUUUUAACCCAAGGUAAAUCUGCAGCAUCUGAGCAAAGGAGAAAAUGUAGCCCCCUAUCUCUUUGCCUUGGUUAUUGUCUAUCUUAAUGAAUGAAGGAGCAAUGCUUGUUUUUAAUAGCGAGAAUAUAGCUGAUUGAAGACACAAUGGCAAUGAAAGCAUCAGAGGACACUUCAUCAUCCCCUUCCUGGAAAUGGUAACUGGAAGUGAGAAAUGAAUGCAAAGAGACUAAGCUGUCUUCCUCAAACAGCUUUCAGUCUUUAGACCUUUAUUUUUGUAGUCCAUUUUGUAUGGUACUGUACUGUCUAUAUUUGGUGAUUAAAUGAAAUGAUAUCAAGAAGCUUAUUAGGAUUGGAACAGGAUGGUGUUGCCUGGAUUAUUGCCAAUAAAAAUGCACGAAGUUCAAAUUUUGCGCUCAAUACUGCACUGGACUGGAUAACGUCAGACAGUGUUCCUUGCCUUCUGAACCUUUUGCUUUCCAAGAGCCAUGUUUUAUCUUCAGCUAUCUCUGACAUGGGACUGACUUCCAGUUUUUAUCUCAUGUAUUCCUUUCUCAUUAAUUUAUAAAGUAAUAAAAUAACCAUGUGCCGUCAAGUCAAUUCUGACUUAUGAUGAACAUUUCAAAGAUUUGCUAGGUAGUGAGUAGUCAAAGAUGGUUUGCCAUUCCUUGCUUCUGGGGGCAUCCUAGGAAUGUGUAGCUUGCCCAGGACCACACAGACCACUCCACUCCCGGGAGACACAGUGGAGAAUUGAACUCCCAACCUCUGGCUCCACAGCCAGAUACCUAACCACUGAGCUAUCCAGCCAGCACCCAUUCAAUUACACAUGUGUCUAUUUAGAGCUUUUCUUCUCUUUUCUUCUGUCUUUCUACUUUUCUAUUCACCAGAUGGUCAUAACUCAUCGGUCCGGCUCAUACUAGUUAUUUAGCAAUCUAUUACUUUAGCUUGAGGAGCAUGAGUUCCUAUCUGAAGACCAGUCAUCUGGACUACUAUGUCCUGUCUGCGUAAAUAUUGAUUUCACAGUUUGGACCAGUGCCGACCCUGCCUAUAGGCAAAGUCAUUUUGAGAAGCAGGGAGCAGAGGUUACUCCAUGGGCUUAAUGUCCUGCAUCACCUAAUUUAUCAUGCUGGUCUCAGGUACCAUGGAGGAUACUGUCCUUUCUCUAGCGGUAUGGUAUGAUUCCACCACUUUUAAAUUUAGAAUGGAAGAGACAUUACAAAGCUAUAAUGUGCAAUUUUGGCACUCACAGCCAGCAGAAUUGCGAGGGGUCAUGGCAGCCUCGCAAUGCCACUGCACUCUUUCCUCUUUCUUGGCCAUGUGAUGCAGAGUUCACUCACCACCAAUGGUCUUUACCAUUGUCCAGUACAGCGAAAGAGAGAGACGGUGCCAUACCAUCCCCUUCUUUCUUCCCCCCACUUUUUAAAAAAC
Molecule: messenger RNA, 5508 nt
Organism: Pogona vitticeps (central bearded dragon)
Lineage: Eukaryota; Metazoa; Chordata; Lepidosauria; Squamata; Agamidae
Source: RefSeq, a predicted model, not a curated record